AUGAAGGCAGCUCAAUCUCUGCAGACUUGUGCACGCUGUGCUUUAUUUCCCCCAAGAUCAUCACCACACCUCUUCAUCUCCUCGAGCUACCAGAGGUCAACGAUCCACGAUGCCGUCAAUCCUGUACUGCGAGGACAAGCAAGACAGCUCUGCUCUACAGCUCCUAGAUCCCAAAGCUCGCCUCUCGCAUCAUCGAAACCCCAACCCUCCAGAAAAACCAACAACAACAACAACAACUCGUCUCCCAACCCGAUGAGAAAUCAGCUAAUGGACCUGAUCCGCGAGACGCGGGCCCCGGAGCCCAAGAGGACAACAGAAACCGUCGCCUCGCGCUGGGACCAACUACUGGGCACAGCGCGGAACAACCAGAACGCCGCUUCGAGGAGCAACAACCAGAACAACACCGCCUCUCCCACGACCUCGACACUCCUCUCCGACCUGCACGAAGACAUUUACUCGUCGUCAAUACCCCCAAUCACACUGCGCCUGCGCCCGACGCUGGGCCGCACCGUGGACGGCAUCUACGGCGACCCGACGCGCGGCUUCCGCCUGCUCGAGCGCAAGUGCAACGAGAACAGCGUCAGGGCCGACAUGCGGAGCCAGGAGAAGCACGUCCGCCGGGGCCAGCGGAGGAAGAACAUCCGCAUCUUGAGGUGGCGCAAGCUGUUCAUGGAAGGGUUCCGGAGCGAGUUGGGCAGGAUUCGCAGGAUGAGGAGCCAGGGCUGGUAA
Molecule: messenger RNA, 729 nt
Organism: Fonsecaea multimorphosa CBS 102226
Lineage: Eukaryota; Fungi; Ascomycota; Eurotiomycetes; Chaetothyriales; Herpotrichiellaceae
Exons: 1
Coding region: 1-729 (242 amino acids)
Biological process (GO): mitochondrial translational initiation; translation
Cellular component (GO): mitochondrial small ribosomal subunit; ribosome
Molecular function (GO): structural constituent of ribosome
Source: RefSeq, a predicted model, not a curated record